UGAAGCCUCGGGCGGAGUAUCGCGAGGUUUGGAGUUUGGGUGAGAGUUUGUGGAAGAUGGCGCCUGUUGUGACAGGGAAGUUUGGGGAGCGACCUCAACCCAAACGCCUUACCAGGGAAGCAAUGCGAAAUUACCUUAAGGAGCGUGGUGAUCAAACCGUACUAAUUCUACAUGCUAAGGUUGCACAGAAAUCUUAUGGAAAUGAAAAAAGGUUUUUCUGCCCUCCUCCAUGCGUAUAUCUAAUGGGCAGUGGAUGGAAGAAAAAGAAAGAUCAAAUGGAACGAGAUGGAUGCAAUGAACAAGAAUCACAACCAUGUGCAUUUAUUGGGAUUGGAAAUAGUGACCAAGAAAUGCAACAGCUUAACCUGGAAGGAAAGAACUAUUGCACAGCCAAAACAUUGUACAUAUCAGACUCUGACAAGAGAAAGCACUUCAUGUUAUCAGUAAAAAUGUUUUAUGGUAAUAGUGACGACAUUGGCGUCUUUCACAGCAAGCGGAUCAAAGUAAUCUCCAAACCUUCUAAAAAGAAACAAUCCUUGAAAAAUGCAGACUUAUGUAUUGCAUCAGGAACAAAGGUGGCAUUAUUUAACAGGCUUCGUUCACAGACUGUUAGUACACGUUAUCUACAUGUAGAAGGAGGAAACUUCCAUGCCAGUUCACAACAGUGGGGAGCAUUUUACAUCCAUUUAUUGGAUGACGAAGAAUCGGAAGGAGAAGAAUUCACAGUGCGGGAUGGAUACAUUCAUUAUGGUCAGACUGUGAAACUAGUAUGUUCUGUUACUGGAAUGGCACUCCCCAGACUGAUAAUUCGUAAAGUGGAUAAACAAACAGCAUUAUUAGAUGCAGAUGACCCAGUAUCACAGCUCCAUAAAUGUGCAUUUUACCUGAAGGAUACAGAAAGGAUGUACUUAUGUCUCUCUCAAGAAAGGAUAAUCCAAUUCCAAGCCACUCCAUGUCCAAAAGAACCAAACAAAGAAAUGAUAAACGAUGGAGCCUCUUGGACAAUCAUAAGCACAGAUAAAGCUGAAUACACUUUCUACGAGGGGAUGGGGCCCGUACAUGCACCAGUGACACCUGUACCUGUUGUAGAAAGUCUUCAGCUGAAUGGAGGGGGGGAUGUUGCAAUGCUUGAGCUCACGGGACAGAAUUUUACACCCAAUUUGCGAGUUUGGUUUGGCGAUGUGGAAGCUGAGACCAUGUACAGGUGUGCAGAGAGCAUGCUGUGUGUUGUUCCAGAUAUUUCUGCAUUCCGGGAGGGUUGGCGAUGGGUACGUCAGCCUGUCCAGGUCCCUGUCACCCUGGUUCGAAACGAUGGGAUUAUCUACUCUACCAGCCUUACUUUCACAUACACACCAGAGCCUGGACCAAGACCACACUGCAGUGCUGCUGGAGCCAUCCUUAGAGCUAAUUCCAGCUUGCUGGCAUCAAAUGACUCAAACACAAACAGUGAGGGAAGUUACACAACUGUCAGCACAAACUCAACUAUUGUCACAUCAGCAGCAACAGUAGUCUCCUAACUACCAAAGUGGUUUAAAGACUGUUGCCAACUUUUUGGAAGGGAGAAGAUGCAAAACUGUUGGAGAGCUGCAGAGAAAACCUACUAGUACCAACGGUUCUUGUGGUAUUCUGGAAAUCACCUACUUGUUCAGAUGAUGGACAUGUCAUUCAAGCAUAGAUAAUCUGCAGGAGGUGUUACCACAGUAAGAAAAUACACCUGAAUAUGUAUAAAACUUUAUAAAGAGCUAAAAUGAAAAAUCUAUUUUUCAGCUGUUUAAAGUGUGGGCAAGAUAUAAAAAAUUUGGGUGGGAUGAUGGUAAAACAGACUAGAGAAUGCAUACAAAAAUAACAUAGUUUCUAUGGACCAAGGAACUUGUAUAAGCUUUAGUGGAGGUACAGUUUCACCAUACCUUUUUUGUAUUAUACAUAUAGUACACUUUUGUUACCAAAUAGUUUAUAUUUUCUUCCUAUGAGCAAUGGGCCCUGAAGUAUCCAGGUUCCAGGCCUGACCUUGCUGUAUAUUCUCAUCACCUACUAUACCAGUAAAGACCUAUAUUUUGGUCACUGGCUGGAACUGUCCUAAUUUUUAUUUUUUUUUAAACUUGAGUCGUGUGACUUUAUUAUCAAUUGAAAGUGGUGUUUGAGAGGAGAACCUCAUUUUUAUGAUUACCUGUCAAUCUGCAUACUGUACUUAAAGGAUGUCUCAAUAUGACACCUUCACAAUGUGGGACAAAAUCAGUUAAUUAAUAUCCUGAUUUUAGCAUGAUAGUUUAAGAAACAAAGAAGCACUAAAGUCAUGCUGUCUAAAUGUGAUCUGUUACACAAAGGCAAUCUAAACACAGAUGCAAGUUGGUUGCUUUAUUCUAUAAAAGGUUACUCAAACAACCAAAAGAUAGAUGGAAAUCGAAAAGGAAAAGUAGAGUUCUGAUUCUUCAAUUAGAGCUUUGAUUCCAGUGAUACUUUUGAAAAUUAGUGAAUUGCAAGCCUUGUGUUAAGGUUGCAAGUAACUUCUUUAAAUCUAUCACCUUAAAGGGGUGUGUAUUCAACUAUGCAGAGCGCACAGCAAUAACUUUUAGGUGUUUCUGUACGCUUACUGAUGUCUCAGUUGCCUUGCUGCUGUGUGUUAAAAACCGCUGGUUAGAAGCAGGCUGAUGGGCAUUUUUAUCAUGCUCCACCUCACGUGAUAUCCUGAAAUUCUGUCCAGUGCGCCCAUACACAAACGCAUUUAUAACAGAAUUUCAUGAUGCCACGUCAGGAGAGUUCUACAUAGUGUCAGGCUUUCUUUAAAUAGUUUUAAUGCACAGUAACAAUUGUGGGUAAAUGCAAUACCAGUUAGUGUACAAACAUCUCUUUUUAUAAAAUUUAGCAUUAUGUGACAACUCAAUUGACCACAAUUUAAUUCACAUUUUGCUGCUUUUUAUGCUGUUCAACUAGUCCUUCCUCAUACUUUUCUUAAGAAUACCAAAAGGGUUAUUUUUCCUUUCUGAAUUCUCAGGAUUACCACUGCAAUCAAAUUAUGGCUGCUAUCACAUUUACUAUGAUAUGUAAAUCCAAAAUUGUGAUAUUCUUUCAUAUCAUCUCUUAAUGCAUUGUAAUAUUGGAACAUCCCGAUGUACUUCAGAAGCAAGAAUAUCAGAAGCUUUAAGUGACUUCUGCCCUGUCUGCAAUACAUACAACAGUACAGAUAUGUUAAACAUAGCUUUAUUUUUUCAAUUAUUUUAAUAAAACAGUAUUUAGUAAUAUCUGAUAGAUUUGCUUUGCCACUUAUGAGUUAAAACUGAAGAUUUCUGGAUACACUGACACCUGAUAAAUGAGGUUCUGCUAUUAACUGAAUUGGGAAUGUGGCCAUUAAGUAUUGAGUCAAUUUGUGUGUUUUUUUUCCCUCACACAGCACUGCUUUUGUAUGUUGAAACGUAUUCCCAGCUUUUUAUAUUUACAGUACUUCCACCUACAUGUGCUAUUUGAAUUUUUUGGCUAUUUGAUUGCUACAGUGGUUUAUUUUUAUUUUUUUAUUACAUGUCUUAAGUGAUAAAUGGUGUUUAAAGUGUAAUUUGUUCUUUGAAAACUGUAUCUAACAGAUUGACGCCACAUCUGUUACAUUCAAGCUGUAAAAGCCUGUUUGUAAAAUAGUCGAGGACUGUAAUAAUGUGGAUUUUAGUCCAGUAUUUCUAUGGUACAGGGUAGCUAGCUGACUUUUCACAAAAGGUCCUAAGUUUUCCAACAAGACUCGAGUUUGAGAAGUUAGUGUCCAUAGGUUAAUUAACAGACAUGAAUGAACUAGGGCAUUCAACGUAAAAUAUUUUCAAAACCAGUACAAUGAAAGCUCUUAUUGGGUGUACUAAAAUGGCAAACAUUGACUGUUGGAACAGAAGAUGGGAAGUGUGUGUUAAGCACUGCUCGGUCCCUCCAUGGUCCAUGGGUGCACGUAUUGAGGGAACAAAUUUGUCCUACCUUGUAAGGAGAGUAGCUAAAUUUUAAUAUGACUAAUACCUUCACCCUUUAGAGCUUUAGAUGGCUGAGCUCAUUCAGUGAGCGGAUCCAGUGGCAACUUACAGCGACAUAGUAAAGAACAACUUAUAUUUAUAUAGAGUGUUUUAUGUCUUCAGGAUUUUCCAAAGUGCUUCACAACCAAUGAAUUGCUUUUGAAAUAUAAUUGCUAUUACAUAUGCAAAUGUGUUAGCUGGUUGCAAAUGAGAUCUCUUUUUGUUGGUCCAGAAAUCAGGAGAACUUCCUGCUCUUCUUCAGACAAUACCAUGGAUUUAAUUUUACAGAACAUCUGACAAGCAGAUAGCCUAGCCUUCAGCAAUGCAACACUCUCCUCAGUGUUGCUGUGAAUUACCAGCAUAGGUUUUGUGUGUUUAUGUCCCUAGAGAAGCUGGAACCGAGAUUCUGAUUUGGACAAGAAUGCUCUCCACUGUGUCACACUGACAAUCAUUUCUGUAGUGGGCAUAAAACUCAGGUGGGCAUAAUCACAUUAAAAUGUAAACAACUAUUACAACUUUAUACUGAAAAUGUUUCCACCUACACUUGCCUUCAGCUUUAAAUUAAAUAUCAUAGAAAUAAGGGAAGUACCUUCAAAGUGAAAUAUUUUUAUCAGUGGAUUUGAUUUUUCAUUCCAGUCUCUGAUCUUUUAACCUGAUAUAACUUGUGAACUUUGCCAUUGAGCAGUUUCAAAGUCAAUUGACAUUCAAGACCGAAAAGCUACUGAUUGCCAACAGAGCCAUAACUGGUGGCUAAAUGAUUAUAGCAGGUUUCAUACCUGAAAUGUCAUAUUUGAAGGUGGCUUGCUAUUGACAGCAAAAGUAAUUUCUCCUGCAAGGUAGAAGAUUUAAAAAAAACUGAAUUCAGUUCCAGCUACGUAAUCUCCAUGUAUACUUUUGGCACUUGAUGUACAAUUUAUGACUGGCAGCAACUGGUUGUGUCAAAAAAGGGAAUAAAAUUUGUUAAGCUA
Carcharodon carcharias (great white shark) is the source of this 4948-nucleotide messenger RNA. RefSeq names its product recombination signal binding protein for immunoglobulin kappa J region b (gene rbpjb). Lineage: Eukaryota; Metazoa; Chordata; Chondrichthyes; Lamniformes; Lamnidae. Gene Ontology annotation, molecular function: RNA polymerase II cis-regulatory region sequence-specific DNA binding; DNA-binding transcription activator activity, RNA polymerase II-specific. Gene Ontology annotation, cellular component: MAML1-RBP-Jkappa- ICN1 complex; nucleus. The transcript has 11 exons. The coding region runs from base 57 to 1517 and encodes 486 amino acids. Gene Ontology annotation, biological process: regulation of transcription by RNA polymerase II; Notch signaling pathway. The record is from RefSeq and is a predicted model, not a curated record.